UACUAUUUUAAAGACCGUAUAAAUGGAAAGAGAGAAAAAAACUUGGAAUUGAAUGACACCAGUCAUUCCAGUAGAUGGCAGUACCUAAUCAGUAAAACUGUCAUGAAUUAUCGUAGAGGAAGAACAGCACCGCGCAUGUGCACAGGGAGCGUAAGCAUAUGGAUGAUCUAAAAUGACUUUGUAGUGUAGUUAUAAUUAAGUAUACACUCUUUAUUGUAUAACAUGGCUCUCGUGCCGUACACGGAGACUUCGUUUCCGGCGCUGUCCAAGCUCCACAAUGCAUCAGCUCACUUUCGUUUUGCCAACCGCGAUCUUCAUUUAGCUCAGGACUGGAAGAAGCUCGGUGUAGCAGCGGUUGUCUGGGAUGCGGCAGUUGUGAUGUGCAUGUAUCUGGAAAUGGGGCAAGUUGAUCUGAAGGGAAAGGUGGCAAUUGAACUGGGAGCUGGAACUGGUCUGGUGGGGAUUGUAGCAGCCUUAUUAGGUUCAACAGUUACAAUCACUGAUAGAGAACCUGCUCUGGAUUUGCUCUCUGCCAACGUGAGGACUAACCUUCCCCCAGAACUCCAUGAAUCAGUGGCAGUGUCUGAGCUGACCUGGGGUGAGAACCUUCAACGUUACCCAGCGGGGGGGUUUGAUCUGGUUCUGGGAGCAGACAUUGUUUACCUGGAGGACACCUUUGUGCCGUUGCUGCAGACUCUCGAGCACGUGUGCUCUGACCUCUCUGUGGUGCUGCUGGCCUGUAAGAUCCGCUAUGAGCGAGACACUAACUUCUUGGCCAUGCUCAGUCAGCGGUUUAGAACUGAAGAGGUCUAUUAUGAGAAACAAAGAGACAUUCACAUAUUCAAAGCUUGGAAACUUCCACCUGUGAGAGACUUGUAACUUAAUUUGCUUAGUAAUAAUUUUGUAUAAAGAUCAAAUAAAAGCCCCUCAAAACGUA
Messenger RNA from Betta splendens (Siamese fighting fish), 937 nucleotides. It is a transcript of the gene mettl21a, whose product is annotated as methyltransferase 21A, HSPA lysine. Gene Ontology annotation, cellular component: cytosol; cytoplasm. The record is from RefSeq and is a predicted model, not a curated record. NCBI's taxonomy places the organism in Eukaryota, Metazoa, Chordata, Actinopteri, Anabantiformes, Osphronemidae. The transcript is spliced from 3 exons. Bases 223 to 879 code for a protein of 218 amino acids. Gene Ontology annotation, molecular function: protein-lysine N-methyltransferase activity. Gene Ontology annotation, biological process: peptidyl-lysine methylation.